Molecule: messenger RNA, 1218 nt
Organism: Glarea lozoyensis ATCC 20868
Lineage: Eukaryota; Fungi; Ascomycota; Leotiomycetes; Helotiales; Helotiaceae
Exons: 1
Coding region: 1-1218 (405 amino acids)
Source: RefSeq, a predicted model, not a curated record
AUGGCUGAAGAUGAGGGACCUGCAACUCUCAAGAGUAGACGAGGGGAACCCGAGUCCGGACAGAUUGGAGAAUCACCACCCUCAGAAGGCUUGCCUGCCACAGGCCGACCUCGAGGGGAUUCGAAUAGCGCUCGAAUGCGAAGAGCUUCAACUUCGGGCGGAAAUGGUGUUACGGGUAGGAUUCGAGGAGCCUCGGUCUCUGUCGCCAAUACCCUCAUCAAUUUCAAUCCCCCGCCUGGAAUGUGGGCAGCGACCGGGACGGUCAUAGCCCAUGCACCAAAUGUUACUGAAUUAAGAGAACCGAUUGCAGGAGGAGAAAACAUCGAAUUCGAUGAAUAUGGUCAUAGUGCACGAACCGUAAUCAUCGACGAGGCCGGCACUCCUGUACUCCCGGUCGCCCUCCAGCAAACCACCAGUGCCAAAUCUCCUGAACCACGACCAGGAGUCAUCGCCAGACGACCAACUCUCCUCGAACAAUCCGCGACCUCCGAGAAACACGGUUGGGGAAAAGCCACCGUAAACGGCCUCAAAGCAUUUUGGAAAUUCUUCAUCACCCCAACUGGCUUCCUCAUGACCAUCUACGGCCUCAACAUCGUCGCCUGGGGCGCCAUGCUCUUCUUCCUCCUCCUCAAAGCCGCGCCCGCCAUGAACCACCCCUCCGCCGACAGCAACGACUCCCCGCGCAAGAAAUGGCUCGAGAUCGACUCCCAGAUCCUCAACGCCCUGUUCUGCGUCACCGGCUUCGGCCUCGCGCCCUGGCGCUUCCGCGAUCUCUACUGGAUGAUGAAGAUCCGCGUCAAGAAAAAUAGAUAUGCCAUGGCCCGUCUCUGCGAGCAGAAUAAAGCGUGGUUCCGUCCGCCAAUGUGGUAUGAGGAGCCUGAAGACCGGUACUUGGAACUGGGUAUGGAUAAACGGGUUACGUUUACGGGGGAGGUGGCGCCGCCUACGCGGUUGUGGAAGCUGGAUUUUGUGGUCUGGAUGAUGGUGCUUAACACGCUGUUUCAGGUUGCGCUCGCGACGUUCAUGUGGGUUUAUAAUAGGAUUGAUCGGCCGACAUGGAGUACGGGGUUGUUUAUUGCGUUGGGGUGUGGUGUUAGUCUUGCGGCGGGGGUGAUGAUGUGGUGGGAAGGGAGGAAGAUUAAGAGGAUUGAGGGGCCGGAGGUUAAGGUUGUUAGGGCUGAGGAGGUGGGGGGUGGGAAGGAGGGGGUUGGGAAGUGA